This is a messenger RNA of Lolium perenne, 1101 nucleotides long. Its product is annotated as dehydration-responsive element-binding protein 1C-like. Lineage: Eukaryota; Viridiplantae; Streptophyta; Magnoliopsida; Poales; Poaceae. Gene Ontology annotation, biological process: regulation of DNA-templated transcription. Gene Ontology annotation, molecular function: DNA-binding transcription factor activity; DNA binding. The record is from RefSeq and is a predicted model, not a curated record.
CUCGCUCGCCUCACUUCCUCUCCAUCAACCCAAAUUUCCACUCACCGUCACACCACCAUUGCCGCGCACAACAGCAGCAGCAGCUGAUCAAGAACACCACUAAGCUCGCUCAAGAUGGACCAGUACGGCGUGAGCUUCUACGGCGCCGGUGGCGACGACGUCGGCCAGUUCAGCGGCGAGUACGCGACGGUGACGUCGGCCCCGCCGAAGCGGCCGGCGGGGCGGACCAAGUUCCGGGAGACGCGGCACCCGGUGUACAAGGGCGUGCGGCGGCGCGGGCCGGCCGGCCGCUGGGUCUGCGAGGUGCGGGAGCCCAACAAGAAGUCCCGCAUCUGGCUCGGCACCUUCGCCUCCCCCGAGGCCGCGGCCCGCGCCCACGACGUCGCCGCGCUGGCGCUGCGCGGCCGCGCGGCCUGCCUCAACUUCGCCGACUCCGCGGACCUGCUGACCGUCGACCCGGCCACGCUCCGCACGCCCGAGGACAUCCGCGCCGCCGCCAUCGCGCUCGCCGAGGCCGCGUGCCCCGCCGCGCCGGCGUCUUCCGCGUCGUCGAUGGCCGAGGCGUCCGCGCCGGCACCGGUGAUGACGCACCAGGGGAUGGGGAUGGGGAUGCAGGAGGCGGCCGCGGCGAUGGCGCAGUACAACGACUACACGAUGUACGGCAACAUGGGGGACUUGGACCAGCAUUCCUACUACUACGAGUACGACGGGAUGGGCGGCGCGGGCGCGGGCGGCGAAUGGCAGAGCAGCUCGCAUAUGGACGGAGUCGACGACGACGGCAGCGGCUACGGCGCCGGCGAGGUCACGCUGUGGAGCUACUGAUCGAUCGAGAGCGGCAUUGAGUACGUCAGUGUAGGAUAACGAAGAAGCAGAAACAGAGCUGGUCGGUUUUGAGGCUUGAUUAGUUUGGAGCGCGGGAAGAGAGAUAUUUUCUGUAGUAGCCGUAAAGCAGAGGACACGCAUGCAAAAUGCAUCGCCUUGUCUUUCUUUCUUUUAAAUUUAUUUUUACUUUUAUAGUAGGUAUAUUUUUUUCAUUUGCCAGAAAAUUUUGUAACAUGUGGUGAAAUUGAGGAAUAAGAGACCAGCUCCUUUUUAACUGCA